Papaver somniferum (opium poppy) is the source of this 2085-nucleotide messenger RNA. RefSeq lists its product as uncharacterized. The transcript has 4 exons. NCBI's taxonomy places the organism in Eukaryota, Viridiplantae, Streptophyta, Magnoliopsida, Ranunculales, Papaveraceae. The record is from RefSeq and is a predicted model, not a curated record. The coding region runs from base 1 to 2085 and encodes 694 amino acids.
AUGGCACUCUUCACUUUCAACUCCAUCAAUUAUUUCAAGCACAGAACAACCAUUACUGUCAGAGUUGGAGAUGUCCUUGUUACUGGUAUUCAUGUUGCAUGCUUAACUGUGGACAGGAGAGAACUAUGGGAAGAACUAUUGAAGAUUAAUGCACUACAACUUCCAUGGUUAGUACUUGGAGAUUUUAAUACAGUUUUAAGUUGCCUCAAGACUGGAAUUCAGUUUUCAUGGUGCAAUGACAGGGUGGGAAAAAAGAGAAUAUUAUGUGAUCUUGAUAAAGCCUUUUUUAAUACUAAAUGGCUGGAUUUGUAUACUACCUGGAACUAUAAAGUGGGAGUAAGAGGAGUUUCAGAUCAUGGCCCUUUGCUGGGAGGUACAACUGAAAUUACAAAACCUCAAAACAUACCUUUUAGAUAUCAACCAAUAUGGACUUCUCAUCCAGAAUUUCUGCAACUUAUAAAAGAAUCAUCGAAAGAAGAAUGUGUGGGAAAUCCUGCUUUUAAUUUUAUGAGUAAGCUUAAGAGGUUCAAAAUAAGGGUAAAACAGUGGAACUGGGAGUUUUUUGGAGACUUGAGAAUCAAAGUCAAAGAAACUGAAGAUGAAGUUUUAAAAGCUACAUUGCUCUCAGAUGCUCAACCAGAGAAUGUAACUCUACUUAAUUAUCUAGUAACUGCAAGAGGAAAACAUGAAUUGGAAGCUCAACAAUACAGUGAAUUACUAAGAUCAAAGUCAAGAAUAAAAUGCGUGAAAGAGGGUGGUGCAAACACAAGUUUUUUUCAUACUUCAAUGAAGGUUAGAAAUGCUCAUAAUAACAUUGCAGAACUUGAAGACUCAAAUGGCAAUAUAGUUGUUGAACAAAAUCAAAUUGCAGACUUGCUUGUGAAUCAUUUUCAGAAGAAAUUUGAACAUCAAGAAGUAAGUCAUGAAGAAAGUUUUUUUAACUCCAUUCCCAAGGUAAUAACUGAAGAAGAUAAUGUUCUCAUGGAUACUCUGCCCUCAACACAAGAGAUUAAAGAUGUUGGUUUUUCUAUGGAUCCAACCAGCUCUCCUGGUCCUGAUAGGUUCCCAGAGGAACUGAAUUCAGGCCAAUUGCAAGGUGCCUUCAUAAAAGGAAGAAACAUUCAGGAGAAGAUUGUGCUUGCUUUAGAGCUUGUAAAUGAAUUAGAUACCAAAAGAAGAGGUAGAAAUGUAGGUUUGAAUUUGGACAUUACUCAAUCUUUUGAUUCAAUGAGCUGGGAAUUCAUUUUUAAAACACUAAAGCACUUUGGCUUCUCUCAAGUGGGAAUUAAUUGGUUGAAGAUAAUCUUUGGGUCUGCAAGGAUUUCACUGCUUGUAAAUGGAUGGCCAUUUGGAUUCUUUGAAGUAGGAAGAGGGCUCGGACAAGGAGAUCCAUUAUCUCCCAUUCUCUUUGUGAUAGCUGAAGAAGUACUGAGCAGAAACUUGACUAAAAUGAUUCAAGAAGGCUUAAUCCAAACAAUGGUUAAUAGAAAAGGAUGCCAGCCAUCUCACUUGAUGUUUGCAGAUGACAUAUUUAUUUCCUGCAAUGGGCACAAAAGAACAUUAGAUAACUUGAUGGGAUUACUAAUGAAAUAUCAAGUUGCAUCUGGACAAAUAGCUAACAGAGCAAAAAGCAGAUGCUUUGUUGGAGGAGUCACUGAAGAAAGAAGAUUAAUCAUUGCAGAAAGAUUACAAAUGGAGCUUUCAGAAUUUCCUGACAAGUAUUUAGGUGUGAUUUUAUGUCAUGGAAGAGUUAAAACAGCUCAAGUUUGGGGGAUAGCGGAAAUGCUACAAAAACAACUGGCUGGUUGGAUUGGUAAAUUACUUGCAUUCUCUGAUAGAUUAAUCUUAGUUAAAUUUGUUCUCUGUAACAUUCCAAUAUACAACAUGUCUGUCUACAAAUGGCCAAAAUCUAUGAUUAAAAAAUGUGAAAGGAUAAUCAGAAAUUUUCUAUGGACUGGUGAUCCGUAUGUGAAGAAAUUGAUAACUGUAAAAUGGGAGGAAGUAAAUGCACCAUUUGUUGAAAGAGGUCUUGGUCUUAGAAGGUUAGAAGUGGUAAACAAAGCUUUGCUGUUAAAACUGCUUUGA